Messenger RNA from Ailuropoda melanoleuca (giant panda), 1815 nucleotides. RefSeq names its product endothelin 2 (gene EDN2). Bases 550 to 1227 code for a protein of 225 amino acids. The transcript has 5 exons. Gene Ontology annotation, biological process: intracellular calcium ion homeostasis; vein smooth muscle contraction; regulation of systemic arterial blood pressure by endothelin. Gene Ontology annotation, cellular component: extracellular region. The record is from RefSeq and is a predicted model, not a curated record. Gene Ontology annotation, molecular function: endothelin B receptor binding; hormone activity. Lineage: Eukaryota; Metazoa; Chordata; Mammalia; Carnivora; Ursidae.
CCCAGGCCCUGCGAGGAGGGAUGGGGAAGGAGGGGAGGGGGCACUUCCUGGGUGAGGUAGGCAUGAGGCAGCUCCAGACCCGUCAGCAGUCAGGGGUGAGCUGUGUCCUUCACUGAGGGAAGCUGGCCCAGAGAGGGCUCUGAUUUGCCCAAGGCCACCCAGCCUUGAGCACCCCCUUUCCCCUCCCACACAAUAGAAGGGGCAUCCUCAGCCUGGCUGGCAGUGGGCAGGCGGGAUGGCAGGGUCUCCUCCAAGGAGAAGGAGGGUUUUGCUCAUGGAUCUCCCCCUUCCAACUCUUAGCUCUGGGCAAGAGCCAGGGAGCAGCCGCAUGGAGAGUGAAGAAGGGGGGUCAGGACACGUUGGGGAUGACUUGAGGCAGCGCAGCAGCACCGGGAGGGGACCCUGGGGACUGCAGUGCAGAGGGACGAGUGGGGCCUUCCCUCCCGCCUCCACCCUCCUCUGCCACCGCCCCCCCUCACCAGCGCACCGGGGGAGGCGCACCCCGACGGAGGCGGUGUCAUCGCUCUCCUGUGAGCGGGGCAGGGCUGGAUGGGCAGGGGCGGGGCCGUGACUGGUGUUAUAAGAAGCGGCCAGGGCACUGAGGCAAUGAGCUCUCGGCUCGGCUUGGCAGCAGGACUGGCAACAGGCACGCGCCCUCCUCUGGUCCAGCCUGUGCGCUCCACCGCCGCUAUGGUCGCCGUGCCCACUGCCUGGUGCUCCCUCGCUCUGGCCCUGCUCCUGGCCCUGCAUGAAGGCAAGGGCCAGGUGGCUGCUGCCCCGGAGCCCCCGGCGCCCUCACCCCGGGCCCGAGGCUCCCCCCUGCGGCCCCGACGUUGCUCCUGCAGCUCCUGGCUCGACAAGGAAUGCGUCUACUUCUGCCACCUGGACAUCAUCUGGGUGAACACCCCCGGACAGACAGCUCCUUACGGCCUGGGAAACCCGCCAAGACGCCGGCGCCGCUCCCUGCCAAAGCGCUGUGAAUGCUCCAGUGGUGGGGACCCCGCCUGCGCCACCUUCUGCCAUCAAAGGUCCUGGGCCGAAGCUGUGGUAGUCCCAGGCGGCGGGUCCCCCGCAGAUGUGUUCCAGGUUGGCCAGACAUGGGCAUCCGCAGGAGAGCUCCUCCGGCAGCUGAGGGAAAUUUCUGCCACCAAGAUCCGCUUUGCCAGGCGACAGCAGGCGGUAGUGAGGGAGCUGAGGCCCACACACCCCAGGCGGAGGAAGAGAUAGCGUUGGUUGCUGAGGAACGCCAGGAUGGAGGCUGCAUGGAGCUGCGAGGAGAGGGGCAGCCCAGGGCCAGGGGCCCCACCUGCGGGGUGGCACAAGCUCUGGCCUCCUCCCGCGGGUGAGGGGGCUCCCCCCAAGGCAGCGCGUGUCCUCAGCCCGGCCAGGAAAGCCUUCAGCCCCCAGGCUGCGGAGCGGCAUCUCCCACCGGCCCCGGGCCCCACCGCACCGCCGGAAGGAACCGCAUGAGGAACGUACUUACCCGGAGGCCACGUCCUGAGAGGGUUCCUGUCUGUUGGCUACAAACCAGGAUUGACACGCAGUGGGGGACACUCACACCGAAGCCAGCCCUGGAGCCUGGACGGGGCGGGUGUCCUGGGCGGCCCCCGUCCGUCCCCUCCAGCUGUCUUUCCCCAGAGUCCUCCCACCCUCAUGUCCUUGGGACACUCCUGGUGAGAACGGCCUGCUCUGUUUCACCUGUCUGUAUAUAACUUAUUUGCUCUAAGAACUUUGAGAACUCCGGUUAUUUAUUUUAAUGUAUUUUUUUAGACUCAAUUAUUUACCUGCGAACUUGUGUUUGUAAUAAACGAUGGA